Molecule: messenger RNA, 2743 nt
Organism: Physcomitrium patens
Lineage: Eukaryota; Viridiplantae; Streptophyta; Bryopsida; Funariales; Funariaceae
Product: aspartyl protease APCB1
Biological process (GO): proteolysis
Molecular function (GO): aspartic-type endopeptidase activity
Source: RefSeq, a predicted model, not a curated record
AUCAAAUGUCUCUGCCGUCGAUUGUGCAACGAUGGUCAUGGAUGGCCAUGCGGCCAUGACCGUCAGCUCGGGUUUAGUCUUCCUUCCUCUUUUACUAGGCUCCAAUAAGUUGUGUGUGUCUCACAACUAGGUUUGGAUUUCGAGAGAUCUUUGACGCGAUUCUGCCUUGAGAGGGGACCGGAACAAGCCGUCAUGUGAUGACAGUGCUAUCAACGAAGUGGUCUGCUGUCGGCAACCACAGUCUGCGCAUCCCUAGUUUUGGUGCGGACCGAAACCCAGGUUUACGUCCCCUCUCUGUCGCAAAAAGUUUCUGUCUUCAUUCCCGUCAUCUAUUGUGGCCUUCAAUUCCUUUCUCGGGUCUCUGAGUACGACGUAAGCAUCGAAGCAGUUGGUGUUCUCCUUGUGGCUUCAUUUGCUACCGGUGGUCUCGAAAUUGAGGUUCGUCAUCCCGGUUGUGGGUUUUUGGAGAUUCGGGGUGAAGGGCUCUAGUUUUGGUUGUGAGGAUCGCCCUGUAGCGGCCUUGAGCUCAUGCAUUGGGGUUCAGGAGGUUUUGGAGGUCAAGCGUAUUUAAGGAGAUGAGGGGAGUUAUGGUUAUUUCCAUGCCGACGGACGGGGACUCCAAGGCAGUGUGUGCGGCUGUCUGGCAUCAAGAUCCUUCGCAGAUGCAUUUGCCGGCCCUUUUACCGCCGCAACCAGCGAUUGCAGGCAGCAGUGGCCGCUCGUUUUUAAGGCGUCGAAGAAGGAUGACGAAGGUUAUGGGCUUCCUCAUUAUGCUUAUAUUUGCAAUUCUCCUGGGGUUGAGGGCACCGAACCUUCUCACCACGGAGCACCAGCAGGAAAAUGAAGACAAGCGCGUCCAUGUGUAUACGCUGUACCCCAAGUUCACCACGGUCCCUAUUAAAAUGACCCAAAUUCGUCGGACUCUUCUGGAGCGUGACCUUAGCCGACUGGGGAAAUCAUCCGUUGGGAAUCAUUCUGUACGAUUUCAUGUUGGUGGCAACAUAUAUCCUGACGGGUACUUGUUGUAUUACAUGGCGCUUCUCUUGGGAAGUCCUCCUAAGUUAUACUUCCUAGAUAUGGACACGGGCAGCGAUCUGACGUGGGCACAAUGUGAUGCUCCAUGUCGUAACUGUGCCAUUGGGCCGCAUGGGCUUUACAAUCCUAAGAAAGCCAAGGUGGUGGAUUGCCACCUUCCCGUAUGUGCCCAAAUUCAACAAGGAGGUUCGUAUGAAUGCAACAGUGACGUCAAACAAUGUGAUUACGAAGUGGAGUAUGCUGACGGUAGUUCUACUAUGGGGGUCUUAGUGGAAGAUACACUCACCGUGCGUCUCACAAAUGGAACUCUUAUUCAGACGAAGGCUAUUAUUGGAUGUGGUUAUGAUCAGCAGGGGACUUUGGCAAAGUCACCUGCCAGCACCGAUGGCGUCAUUGGCCUGAGCAGCUCUAAAGUAGCACUUCCCGCCCAGCUUGCAGAGAAGGGGAUCAUCAAAAAUGUUCUAGGUCACUGCCUUGCAGAUGGAAGCAAUGGAGGUGGUUACCUGUUUUUUGGCGACGAACUUGUCCCAUCUUGGGGCAUGACUUGGACUCCUAUGAUGGGAAAGCCAGAAAUGUUGGGUUAUCAGGCUCGCUUGCAAAGUAUCAGGUAUGGAGGAGAUUCGUUGGUGCUUAACAAUGACGAAGAUUUGACCAGGAGUACCAGCAGUGUAAUGUUUGAUAGUGGGACCUCAUUCACGUAUUUGGUUCCUCAGGCAUAUGCUUCUGUUCUUUCUGCGGUUGAGAAGCAAGCCAAACAGAGUGGUCUCUUACGGGUUAAGUCUGAUACGACCCUGCCUUACUGUUGGCGAGGCCCGUCCCCUUUUCAGUCUAUUACGGAUGUUCACCAAUACUUCAAAACUUUGACUCUUGAUUUCGGUGGACGUAAUUGGUUUGCAACGGAUAGCACCUUGGACCUCAGCCCUCAGGGCUACCUGAUUGUUUCGACACAAGGCAAUGUUUGUCUAGGUAUUUUGGAUGCAAGUGGCGCAAGUCUUGAGGUCACAAACAUUAUUGGCGAUGUAUCAAUGCGGGGUUAUUUGGUUGUCUACGACAACGUUCGAGACCGAAUAGGGUGGAUACGCAGAAAUUGUCACUCCCGCCCCACAAAGACUUCAUCACAAUUCGUCUCUCAAGUAACUUCUCUGCUCACAUGAGCCCAUUUCAUGUGAUAUACAUUAAUCUGUUGGCUUAAAAAGUAUAAUGUUGACCUGCCGAUGUGAACACCCUUUUCAAGAGCCAUCACAUUCUGGACACGACCGUCUAUUCAUCAUACUUCGUGCUUUCUGAAGAGUAGGCUCUGCAGCAGUUUCUUUUGCAAGUUGUACAUUUUUAUUAUCUGGCUGCAGCAAUUUUCAGCUGAGCUGAGCGGUUACUCCUGGAAGCCUCUUCAAAGAACAGCCUCUCCAUCGACAUUUUAAGUUUGCAUGGUGAAUAGUGCAUGUGAACUAAUAUCAUCAAUUUAUGACUUUUCAUGAUGGUAGCACCAGAUAUCAAGCUGUACAUGUGGUCGGUCAAAAUUUGCACAGGCUGCUAUUCUUCCUUAUUGGCUUCGUUCUUACAGAUUUUGCUGCCUGGACUAGUUCCAGAACAUUGUUCUUGCAGUGUAUUUUGUAGUUGUAUUGCAUCAGUAAUUUGGUAGUCCGACUCUUGUAUUUUUUCCAAAUAUAUCUUCUUAUUGUGUAAAUUGACCAUUAUUUAUGCCUCUGAA